Messenger RNA from Fonsecaea erecta, 1152 nucleotides. RefSeq lists its product as hypothetical. The coding region runs from base 1 to 1152 and encodes 383 amino acids. The record is from RefSeq and is a predicted model, not a curated record. Gene Ontology annotation, molecular function: flavin adenine dinucleotide binding; electron-transferring-flavoprotein dehydrogenase activity. Lineage: Eukaryota; Fungi; Ascomycota; Eurotiomycetes; Chaetothyriales; Herpotrichiellaceae. The transcript is spliced from 2 exons. Gene Ontology annotation, cellular component: cytoplasm.
AUGUCUACUCACACCAUCGUCAUCAUCGGCGCGUCCUUCGCUGGACUCAGUGUUGCCCAUGGCCUCCUGAAGACCGUCCUUCCACAAGUGUCCACUGGUGAGAAAAAAGCCUACAAGAUCGUUCAGAUUUCCCCCAGCGACGAAUUCUACUGGAAGAUUGGGGCCCCUCGACUCAUCGGAAACCCGAAAUCUUUGCCGCUCGACAAAGCCCUCAUCCCCAUUCCUCCCGGGUUCAAGGCCUACUCGAAAGAGCAAUACCAGUUCAUUAAAGCUUAUGUCACCUCGAUUGACCCUUCGAGCCGGACUGUUCACACCAGCACCUCGGACGCCAUCCACUACGAUUCCCUCGUUAUUGCCUCCGGUACCAGCUUUGCAAGCAACCUGUGGUCCAUCUCAGACGGCUCUGAGUCUCUGAAGGCCGCCAUCAGCGAGAUUCACAAGAAAAUCCCCAGUGCAGAAUCCAUCCUGAUCGCUGGUGGAGGUGCUGCGGGUGUAGAGACCGCCGGCGAGUUGGGGGAAGUGUACGGAAGGAAGAAGGAAAUCACCAUUUUGUCUGGAACUACCUCGCUGCUCUCCAGACUCCACAACAAGAAGAUGGGCCAAGAUGCCCAGUCUCGGCUCGAGAAGAUGGGCGUCAAGGUUAUCAACGACAAUGUUCGAGUUGUCGAGCACACCACGGAAGGGGGAAAGGAGGUGUUGAAGUUGAGCAACGGAGAAACCAAAACUGUCGAUGUCUAUAUCGAGGCCACUGGUGACAAGCCAAACAGCAAGUUUGUUCCUCAGGAGUGGUUGGAUGACAAGCAAAGGGUCAAGACCGACCCCCACACACUCCGUCUGGAUGUUCCCGGUGUCACUGGCGUUUACUGCAUCGGAACCGUCGCGAGCUACUCGGAUGGCUCCAUCCUCGACGUCAAAUUCGCCGCACCAGCACUCUUGGAAAGCAUCAAGUUGGAUCUUCAAGGCAAAGGUGGUCCUCGCACCAGCAAAAUCUACAAGAAAAUCACCAGCGACAUGCAAUUCGUUCCUAUUGGCUCUCAAGGAGGCGUUGGUAUCGCCUUCGGCUUCAAGCUCCCCAGCUUCCUGGUCAAGAUGGCGAAAGCUAAGGACUUCAUGAUUGGCCAGGCUCCCAAGACUGUUGAUGGCACUGCUUGA